AUAAUUCAAAAGAAAAGCGUGGGAAAUCUUUCAACUACAAGUCAGAGGUUGAAGAAGGUUUUUUGGGAGUUUGCAGAGUUUUUUGUUUAUAUUUACUAGUCAGAUUUUAUACUCUGUUCUUUCUUAUCAAUAACAUAAUCAGUUUUAUCUAAAUUUCUUAUAUUAUUCGAGCUUUGUCUAGUUUCUUGCUAUAGAUUUUUUUUUUCUGUCUAGGCUCAGUAGAAAACAAUAAGGAACAUUAAAGAGUUCAUAUUUGGUAACAUUGUGUCAACUAUGGACAAAAGGGUCUAUUUGAUUCGGAGUCUGAUCCAUCUCUAUAGCAAGGGAUAACAAAAUGCCUUAGUCUUCCUUCUUGUUUCUUCAUGUACCCUUCACACAAGAAGCCUUUAGAGAACUUGUCUUCUACUUCCCUAUUCACAUCAUGCACAAAGUCACUAUAGAAAGGAAAACAAGUCCAUUACUGAGGUCUACCAGGAGGUGGCUAUCCUUUUCCGGGACCAUCAUGAUUUGCUUGUGGAGUUCACUCACUUUCUCGAGUUCACUCACUUUCUCCCUGAUACUUCAGGAGCUACCUCUACUAAUGAUAUUGUAAAAAUGUCUGUACGUGACCGAGGAGGCAUUAAGUCUCUUCCCACCAUGCGAGAGUCGAGACUCUGAUAAGAAAGACCGGACCAUUGCUUUACAUUCUGACCGUGACCUCAAAACUGAACACAUGGACCAAGACCAGGAGAGAUAUUUGUUGAAAGAAACUAAAGAAGAGGUUAGACGCAUUGACAGAAAGAAUGAUUACAUGGAUGACCAGAAAGGGCAGUUCCUCCACAGUAAAAAGCUGACACUAAGGGAUGGCGAUUCUAACGAAACCUCGAAUCAGGGUAGAGAAGGAGACAAGUUUUGUGGAGCCAUUGCCACUUCAUCUACGAAAGAUGAUAAAGGACAUGUCCAAGAACUUGCUUUUGUUGAUCGAGUGAAGGCAAAGCUUAAUACCUCUGACUACCAAGAGUUCUUACGAUGUCUUAAUCUCUUUCCAAAGGAAAUAAUCAGCCAACCGGAACCGCAGUCUUUGAUAAUUCAAAAGAAAAGCGUGGGAAAUCUUUCAACUACAAGUCGGAGGUUGAACCGUUGAAGAAGGUUUUUGGGAGUUUGCAGAGUUUUUUUGUUUAUAUUUACUUGUCAGAUUUUAUAUUCUGUUCUUUCUUAUCAAUAACAUAAUCAGCUUUCUCUAAAUUUCUUAUAUUA
Molecule: messenger RNA, 1236 nt
Organism: Raphanus sativus (radish)
Lineage: Eukaryota; Viridiplantae; Streptophyta; Magnoliopsida; Brassicales; Brassicaceae
Product: paired amphipathic helix protein Sin3-like 4
Exons: 5
Coding region: 713-1123 (136 amino acids)
Biological process (GO): regulation of DNA-templated transcription
Source: RefSeq, a predicted model, not a curated record